AAAAGAGGGCGUCAUAUCAAAAUCAAAACAAAAUAGAGAGAAAACUAGAGUAAAUCGAGUAAAAUUUCUUCAACUUAGAAUCUGAACCGAACUUGAAUGAAGUUACACCCUUUGACCGUAAGCCUUUGUUAUUAAAAAUGGGCUCAACUUUGUCUGGUUACGCUCGUUCCCCUGGUGAUUCUGGUAAGAAAGGAAGGAAAAGAGCACUCAAUGAAGACGACAGUGAUGACGAAAGUGAGGCAAAUCAAGUUCUGCACACUCCACAACGGAAAAAGAUGAAGUCCACCUCCAAGUACAUCUACAAUGCAUUGUUUGUGAAUGGAGAGAACUCUGAUAUUACAAUACAUGCUCUUGGGAAGGAUUGGCCCCUGCACAAGAUUUAUCUGUGUCAGUCAAGUUACUUUGCGAGUAUGUUCAGUGGGUCCUGGCGAGAAUCUAAACUCACAGAGAUAGACAUUGAUGUACCGGAUACUAACAUUGAUAAUGAAGCUCUACAGAUAGCCCUUGGUUCACUUUACAGAGAUGAUGUGCUCUUAGAACCUGUUAAAGUAGUUUCCGUUCUUGCCGCCGCUUCGCUACUUCAAUUAGAAGGGCUUAUCCAACAGUGUGCUGACAUCAUGACUGAAACAAUAAGCCCCAAGACAGUAUGCAGCUACCACUCAGCAGCAACAUCUUAUGGCUUACAACAAGUGGCAAAGAGUUGCUUUGAGUGGCUGGAGCUGAAUUUGAUGGUCGCGCAGAAACCAACAUUACUUAGGGAAUUGAGCUGUGAAUUAUUUGAGAAAGUAAUUCAAUCUCCAAACCUCUUUGUGCUACAAGUUGAGAUGGAUGUCUAUUCUAUGGUAAAAAAGUAUGUGUUUUUAAAGCUGACACCAUCCUGGCAAGGCGAUACAAAGAUGCUUGGAAGAGAAGCUGAUAAAUUCUUCAGGAGAUAUGAUGCGGGUGCUUUUCUAAAGUCUGAUUUGGGGGCGCCGUACGCACGUCUCUUUGCGGUGUUGAGGUUAGGAAGCAUCAUCAAUGAGCCGAGUUCUUGUAGGCACGUUGAAGACGAUAAAAUUAUUAUGCAAGAUUUUCUUCUACCAGUGUAUAGGCAACAAUGGCAGCACAUGUUGGCAGUGGAGCACGGCCAGGACUUGGGACCUAAGGAAGAGACGGUAUCCACAGAUCAGUUCGAUCAGCUCAGUAUGAGGUGUGGAAGAAUUAUCAAAAAAGAUGCAGAGUAUUGCUGGAGAUGGACGGGGUUCAAUUUUGGAGUCGACCUUCUCGUUACAUUUACAAAUAGGUUGAUUAUUCUGAGACGGAAUACCGGUACCCAUCCUGUUACAGCCAGUGUCAGUCUACAGAAUAGCAGGAAUAUCAUGUUUAGAAUAAGAGUGAUAUCUUAUGACAGUCAGGGUCAGAUCUUGUACCAAAAGCUGAGCGAGCUAACUCCAUUAUCAUUACACAAAGACGAGGAGAUUGUGGUGUUGAACAUUGACAGACACGCCCCUUUCCCGAUGCAAAUAGGGGUGAAUGUGAUGUGUGUGACUCCGCCCCAGCCGGUCGUGGAGACGGCAGAGAGUUUAACGCUUCAGCCACCAACACCGAGGCAACAGCAACUCUCGGGCCAAGAUGAAUGAGUUCCAGGACUCCAUGUCCUAAGGAUCAGCUAGACUUAUGUGAACUUACCUGAGCCGAUAUCUGGCGAAGAUAAUGGACCUGCAGAAUCUUCUGUAUCAGUUGGGUUGAUGGGAAGGUACCAUAGCAGAUAUCAAGCCAAGGUAUUAACCAUCGUUCAGUUACGGACCCCAGGUGUAGCACGUCAUCAAACAAAAAGUGAUUUGCACUGGCUUGUUGUUAUAAGCUACUGAGUUCCUUGCAUCUGAUUGGCCCAGAGCAAAUUUGUUGGUGUAAGUCACGGACAAGAUGCUCCAUGAAACCGUCUCUAAGUGUAGCAAUUAAAUCGAUGUUGAUCAAGAAGUAUAGUAGGCUCUAAUUCUAUUUUGGACGUCUAGCAUUUGAAUCUUAUGAAACAGUUUGGCCCAUGUGAACUUUACCUUAGCCGAUAUCUCGCCAAGAAGAUCGACCUGCAGUUAUGGACUUCCAGUUAUUCAGAUCAACAUUGCAUUAGACUGAUUUUAUUGUAGACACCUAACAGUCGAGUCUCGUGAAUCAGUUGGGCUGCUGUUAACUUUCUGGAGCAGAUAUCUAGCAAAGGCGAUUGACCUUCUGUUAUGGACUCUCAAGUGUAGCAAUCAACAUGUUGCAUACCCGAGCCAGGGAAGCCUUUCAUGAAAGGAUACUUCAGACAUUUUAUGUGACAAGUCUGUUUUAUCCAACAGUUACGGUAGAAAUGGUGCUUCCCAGCAAAUCAGAGUCGAGGAAAGUUGUCAGAUCUGACAACUUGUUGGACAAAAAUAUUGAAAUGCCCCCUGGGAACCGUUGCAUAAAACUUUUGCCAUAAAAAAAUGGCAAAUUUUUUUUGCCAGACUUGUGGAAGUUUCAAUGGCAUAAUUUUGUUUGCCAGAGUUUUUUUAUGGCAAAAGUUUUAUGCAAUGAGUCCCUGGUGUUUCCUGUACAAAACAUGUUGCAAUUACAGAAUGAUAGUCACACUUUACCUGUAGUGCAAAAUUCAUAAUUCUUUUCAAGGAACAUAUAGAUAUUAUAUGACCGUUCAAACUCAUACAUGUACUUAAUUUGUUAAUCAGACCGCUCACAUAAUCAUCUCUUGCAUCGCAUGGAGAGUAAUAUCCUUUUUGGUUUGGCUUUGGCCUCCUGUUUGAAACUAGACUAAAUUGCAUUUUGCGUGCUAGGUACAGUUUUAUCGAUUUCUAUUCAGAGUGUGUGCUCACAGGAGUUAGAAUAAAUCUGUCACACUUAGAAUCUGUUAUGGCCUCUGACAACAUUAGAAUUUCAACUCCAUGGUUGUAUACUCUGUAAUUGUCACUCAAUAAGAUGUCGAUUCCAUGACAUUUGCUCUGGCGACGAUUGCUCCACUGAAAUUGUUAUGGCCAUUAGAAUUUCAACUUCAUAGUUGUAUACUCUGUCAUUUUCACUCGAUAGUAUGUCGAUUCCAUGACAUUUGCUCUGGCGACGAUUGCUCCACUGUGAAAUUGUUAUGGCCAUUAGAAUUUCAACUUCAUAGUUGUAUACUCUGUCAUUGUCACUCGAUAAUAUAUCAGUUCUAUGACAUUUGCUCUGGCGACGAUUGCUCCACUGAAAUUGUUAUGGCCAUUAGAAUUUCAACUUCAUAGUUGUAUACUCUGUCAUUGUCACUCGAUAAUAUAUCGGUUUUAUGAUGUGUGCUCUGGCGACGAUUGCUCCACUGUAAAUUUGUUGUGGCCAUUAGAAUUUCAACUUCAUAGUUGUAUAUUCUGUCAUUGUCACUCGAUAAUAUGUCGGUUCCAUGACGUUUGCUCUGGCGACGAUUGCUCCACUGUAAAUUCCUCGCACUGAUGCAAUGACCAACUUCAACCCUGGAUUUAACACUAAACUCUAUCCUAAACCUACUGUAACCAUAAACCCAUCUUAAAACCCUAUUGCAACCCUAACCCUCCAUCUUAGAGGAAAUAAAGCCUGGAGCAAUUGUCGCCGGAGCAAAUAUCGUGUCACCUUAAAGUUAACUCUAUGGUGUUAUGGCUUAGUGUUUUCUCCAUGUUGUUUAAUUUAUGGUGACAACUCCAUGUUUAAUUACGAAUACUCUCUUUUGACUUGAAACAGACUUUGGAAUUUCUUACAAAAUUUUGUUUCUUAAGUGAAUUACUACAUCCAAUAUAUGCAAGUUCCAUUUUUUUUUUUAAUAACUUAUUGCUACACACUACAGCAUUUGUAUAAUACGAAAAUGUAAUAAAUGUACAUUUAGAGGGGUGCUAUUAAUGAGGUGUAAAUAUAUAUUAUAUAAUUUCUACUCACAUGAAACACAUACCUAGAUGUCCGUCUUAAUUUAUUAUCUGCCUAGUCUGCCUACUCCUUUUCUUUCAUCCCCUUCACUAACCUGAUUGGUCUUCUCUACUCACUAAUGCCCCUUUUGUCUCCUUGUUUCUAGUGUUGCUGUAGCUUGUUUGUGGUCUAUAUUAUGGUUGUUCCACUUUAUAUGUUUGUCAUUUUGCCUCCGACGAAGAUUCUGCUAGGAUCGAAAGCUUAGGCCCCUUUUUGACUUUAUAAUUUACUCCAUUGGCUCUCUUUUAUUAGAUAAGCAGUUUUCAGCAGCUUCUUUUUGCCAUUAAUUUAUUAUCGUUAGGUGCAAUAUGAAUUAGUCUACAGGAAUAAGUUCAGUGUAUCUUUUCUUCAGGUUCUAUCUUUGAUUUUUUUCUCUUUUUUUUGGAGUUUUUAUUUUCUUGUUGUUUUUUAUUUACGUUUUCAUUUUUUCAUACACCUUUCCUUUUCAAAGAGCAAAAUUGCCAUUUGUUGAUGCUCUGUGUUUGCCUGUAUUUCUGUACGCUUUGCAACCUAUAGUGGAUCCUGUUUAUGUUCCACAAGUGGUAUCACAUUUUUUAAAGUAUGAUUUUGUUCUUUACAUGAAUUGAUAGCAAAUCAAGCAUCUAGCAUUCCCAAAUGAAAUUUCUAAGAAAUCAUAUACUGUUUCUUUUGAUACCUCUUCCUUUUUAUAAGAAUAUGAUUCAUAGAGCAUUUCCUUUUUUUUUUAGGAUUGAUUGGAAUAAUUGCAUUUUCAUAAGCAAAUACUGAGAAGGAUAAAAAGAAGAGGCAAACAUUGGUAAGGAGAAAGAAAAUGAAACAUGUCAGCGUGACAAAUGUAAAGAGAUUGAAAUUGUGCUCAGCCUCAUUUUCAUUUUCUGUCCCAAAAGCUUGACUUUCAAGUAUGACUCUACACCUAAAAUUUCUGUAAACAUUCAGAAUUUGCUCCCCUUCACCUGAAACGCAUUUGAAAUUCACUUAUAUUCUGUUGAUAUUAAAGUUAUUGGCCUUUUCUGAACUCUGGUUUAAUCUAUAAAACUCUGGUCUAAAGUUGUGGCUAAAAUAUGGACAGCAAAUUAUGCCACUUAUCUUAACAGUGGAGAUUCCAUUUGUGAGCAUAUUUGGUGUCUAAUUUAUUCACAAUUUUCCGUUAAUAAUAUCUUAAAUCAUUUCUCAUGGGACAAACUUUAAAACACAUGAAAAACAUUCAUGUAAAUAAAAUUUUGAUAUUUUUGGCAUUCCAUAAUUUUAGCACAGAUUUAGACCAUGACUUAAACUUCUGAAUACGGGCCAUUUCAUACAUGAAUUGAGAUUGACUAUUUGCUGUAUAUAAUGCUUACUAGUAUGUAUAUUUUGCUCGAUUUUUCAACUUGCACAUUUUUUCAAAGAAUAUCCAACCAUUGUACUAAGUUUGAUUUUAUUUGGAAACAGGCUAUUGAGAUAACAUCAAUUUCAGGGAACACGCAAUGAUAUGACAAUACUGAAAUGGUGCUGUUGGUGAGUUGAGAAUAGAUAUAUAAUUGAUUUCUAACAUUUGCUGAUAACAAGGUCUUAUGAAAUUACAAGGCCCAGAAUGGUAAACUUUUGAGUUUUGUUUUUUUCAUUUUAGGAAGAAAAAAAAAUUACAUGUCUGAGUGACAUGUUCAAGGGUUGGAUAUGUAAUAUUCUCUUACUGGUUAUAUGCUCACAAUGUUACUGUAAGUCUUGAAUACGGGCAUUAGAAUUAUAUUUUGAUUAUCUUUGUUGAAGUAAAUUUAUAUAUUAGGGUUGUGACCAAACCGGUUACCAUCGUACAAAUAGUUAUGAUUGAGCCAGUCAAUUUUAACUGUGGAAAUUCUUGAAUGUCCUAAUUCUUCAAACUGAGAAUACUCACUGCAUUUACUUUGGGGGAAAAAAGUAGAUUUGUCAAGGAGAUGAGGCAUGGAUGAGUAUUCACGAUGACACUCUGUAGAUGUAUGCAUUUUAGAUGUUGGCGUUACUUGUUUCCCAUAGUUGUGAUUGAUCAGAUCAAUCAUAACUCUUUGUAAGACAGGGCCCAGAUAUUUAUUAAACAGCCCUGGGUGGUGUUUCAUAAAGCUGUUCGUAAAGUUACGCACAACUUUAAGAAUGACUGGAAAUGUUGUUAUACAUAAGUCAGCUAUAUAGGGAUAUAUCAUAUAGCACAAGAAAGGGACACCAGUCGUGCGUAAAGUCAUUCGUAUCUUACGAACAGCUUUAUAAAACAGGCCCCUGAGCCCCUCAAUGAUAUACAUGUAAGAUAUAAGGUAUUGAAUCUGUGAAAAGUAUGAGCCUCUUAAUGAUAUACUUUUAGAUGUAAAGUAUUGAAUCUGUGGAAAGAUAUGAGAGUUCUGGUAGCGAUAAAAAUGUUCUCCGGAAUCUCUUGUCGAAAAGUAUGAAAAUUAAGUUGAAUAGUCUCUUUAGGUUCUUUUUGUCUAAGGACUACAAAAGAAAUGCACUUCAAAAUGCCUUCCAAGAGCUGGAAACUAAAUUAGUAACUAAUGUCCCUGCUUUGUCAUCUUAUUUAUAACGUCAUAAUUCUUUUCAUUUCAUUAAAGAUUUGUUUCUAAAUUUUUUUCAGCGUUCACUUGAUCUAUAAAAAAAGAGGUUAUCAUAUUUGGGAUAUUAAUCAUCGUUUAUUCAGGGAAUGAAUGAUUAAUUCUGUUAUUAUUCAUUUAUAUUCAUUAGUCUUCUUUAAGUCUAUUCUAUUUGCUAUAUGGGUUGCUUUGAAAAACAAACAUUAAAGUAAUUGAAUUGACAUGAUAACUUUGGGAUACUAAUCAUUCGUUAUCCUGGGAAUGCAUUAAUGAAAUCUUGUUUUAUUAUUAAUUUAUAUUCAUAAUUUUUUCUUCUAGUUUUUAUGAGGCUAUUCUAUGUUGUUAUCUUAUAUUCAUAUAAUUUUCACAAGUACAAACUGUUUGAUCUUUUUAGAUACUUGGUCCCUUUAUCACAAAGCUUAGUAAUGUAUUAUAGGAUUUAUUUGUUCUGAUUCAUUGAACAUAUUGAUUGGUACAAUCUAUUGUUAAAAUAAAUCACAGCGCUUUAUGUUGAAGGGCCUGUUAUGAAAUGACACAAAACUUACUGUUCAUACUAACUUUCCAUCAAUGGUAAACUACCAUGGUAACCGGCAUCUACAGCCAAUAAAAAAAUAAAGGUUUCCAUGGUUUGUUACAUGUACCAUCAAUUUUGCCAUCGACGGGUUAUGCGACCUGGCCCAGCCCUACUUUCAUGCAAAAUGCCCAAUUCAGUCUAGGCUGUCACUUCAUUUAUAUUCAAGUUGAAACACAAACGAUGCCAUUUACAAGCUUUUGUGAGUUAUGUUAUUUCGAAAAAACCUUAUGAGAUGGAAGAGUAAACUACUUUUUUUUACAGGGUAUUCAACUGUAAAUAUCUUUAUUACACAUUGAGACCAUAAAUUUCUUAGGCUGUGUCUUCUGUAUAAUUUGAUGUGUGUACUGUGAUAGCUAGGCUGCAUAGGGACUUUGUGAUAUUGCACUUCAAAAUAUAUUUCAUUAUCUAUAAAAUUAUUAUUAUUACCGUUAUUAUGAGUUAAAAUGAGGGGUUUUCUCUUUUAAAAAAUCUCUUUAGGGGUUAUGGGUUUUUUCUGUAUGCAUUAUUAUUUGUUGGGGAGUUUUGAAAGCAUAAAAACAGAUAAAUAUUUUGAUGCAAAAAAUGAAAUAUAGGAAUCUUGACUUGCCGUUGUAAUUCAGCUUUAAAGCAAAGUUCAACUUCAUCAUUGUAAUAUUAUUUACAGUGAUAGCCUGUAUGUAUAGUAUUUCUGUUAACAUACAUGUGUACAAAAGAAGAGAAAGAAAAUGUGUAUUUAUUAAAAAAAUAUUAUAUUUGAAAAUGG
Messenger RNA from Lytechinus pictus (painted urchin), 7744 nucleotides. Its product is annotated as germ cell-less protein-like 1. Gene Ontology annotation, biological process: germ cell development. Lineage: Eukaryota; Metazoa; Echinodermata; Echinoidea; Temnopleuroida; Toxopneustidae. Gene Ontology annotation, molecular function: protein binding. The coding region runs from base 138 to 1619 and encodes 493 amino acids. The transcript is spliced from 15 exons. The record is from RefSeq and is a predicted model, not a curated record.